Messenger RNA from Dipodomys spectabilis (banner-tailed kangaroo rat), 945 nucleotides. Its product is annotated as olfactory receptor 14C36-like. Gene Ontology annotation, molecular function: G protein-coupled receptor activity; olfactory receptor activity; odorant binding. The coding region runs from base 13 to 945 and encodes 310 amino acids. Gene Ontology annotation, cellular component: membrane. Gene Ontology annotation, biological process: G protein-coupled receptor signaling pathway. The transcript is spliced from 2 exons. Lineage: Eukaryota; Metazoa; Chordata; Mammalia; Rodentia; Heteromyidae. The record is from RefSeq and is a predicted model, not a curated record.
AAUGCCACCAUAAUGGCCAAUUCCACCAUGGUGACAUAUUUCCUCCUCAUGAGCUUUGGUGAGGACUGGAAGCUCAGGCUCCUGCUCUCCAUGUUGUUCCUGAUGAUGUACCUGGCCACCCUGUUGGGGAAUCUCAUCAUCAUCACUGUCACCACCAUUGACCAGAACCUGCACACACCCAUGUACUUCUUCCUCAGAAACCUCUCUAUUUUGGACAUGUGCUACAUUUCUCUCACUGUUCCCAAUGCCUGUGUCAACUCUCUCACUGGCAACAGGGUCAUCUCUGUUGCUGGCUGUGCAACACAGAUUUUUCUGGUCAUUUAUUGUGCUUAUGUGGAAAUUCUGUUUUUGACUAUCAUGGCUCGGGAUCGCUAUGUGGCCAUUUGUCAGCCUCUCCACUACCCUGUCAUUGUGAACCACAAGUUUUGUGUACAGACCACUCUGGCUUCAAUACUCAGUGGUCUCAUCUAUGCUGCUGUACACACUGGCAACACAUUACGGCUGUCCUUCUGUCAGUCCAACAUGGUCCCUCAGUUCUUCUGUGAUAUCCCUUCUCUGCUGAGGCUGUCCUGCUCAGACACCUUCAGCAAUAAGCUCUUGCUGCUUCUGUCUGUCUUGGUGGUUGGAGGUAGCUGUUUUGUCUUCAUGGCUUUGUCAUACAUUAGAAUCUUUUCUACUGUGUUCAAAUUACCAACUAGAGAACAAGGAAAAGCCUUUUCUACCUGCACACCUCACAUCCUUGUGGUAACUGUUUUCCUCAGUUCCAUCUCCUGUGUCUACCUAAGGCCUUCGGUAGCCUCUGAAACACUCCAGGACAUCAUCCUUUCCAUCUUCUAUACCGUCAUUCCACCAUUCUCAAAUCCCAUCAUCUACAGUCUUAGGAAUAAGCAGGUAAAGGAAUCUGUAAAGAAAGUGAUAUUGAGACAGUUACAUUUAAGAAAAUAG